AUGGCUUCAACCGGCGAUGUGCCUCCCGCCGAGACGGCGACUAUCAACACAAACAUUGUCACCCUAACCCGUUUCCUCACAGAAGAGCAAACCAAGGUUGCAGAGGCAACAGGAGACUUCACACUUCUAUGCCACGCCCUACAGUUCUCCUUCAAAGCCAUCGCAUACUACAUUCGCCGAGCCACGUUAGUCAAUCUGACCGGUUUGGCUGGUCAAUCGAACGCAACCGGUGAUGAUCAGAAGAAGCUCGACGUGAUCGGCAACGACAUCUUCAUUGAGGCAAUGCGAUCGUCUGGAAAGUGUGCCUUGGUAGUAUCAGAAGAGGAGGAAGACAUCAUCUUUUUCAAGGAUCAGAAGAACGCCCGGUAUGCCGUAGCGUGCGACCCCAUCGACGGCUCGUCCAACUUGGACGCCGGUGUGUCGGUGGGUACCAUUUUCGGUAUCCACAAGCUUGCCGAGGGUUCGACGGGCACAAAGGAGGACAUUCUGAAGCCCGGAACCGAACUGCUGGCUGCUGGUUUCACCAUGUAUGGCGCUUCAUCCCAGCUGGUCAUCACCAUGAAGGGCGGCUCUGUCAACGGCUUCACUCUGGACGCGUCGUUCGGAGAGUUCAUCCUCACACACCCGGAUAUGAGGAUCCCCAGGUCUCGUGCCAUCUACUCUGCAAACGAGGGUAACUCACUGUACUGGCAAGACAACACUAAGGAGUACUUCAACUCCCUGAAGCAGAUACAGGCCGACGGCAAGCCAUACAGCGCAAGAUACAUCGGUUCCAUGGUUGCAGACGCAUAUAGAACGCUAUUGUACGGAGGCAUCUUUGCAUACCCCGCAGAUAAGAAGAGCCCGAAGGGAAAGCUCAGAAUUCUGUACGAGUGUGCGCCAAUGGCCAUGGUAUUUGAAAACGCGGGUGGUUUGGCAAUUGACAGCAACAUGAACAGGAUGCUCGAGGUUGUCCCAGAAAGUAUCCACGACAAGUCAGGAAUUUUUAUGGGUAGUUAUGACGAGGUUGAGAAGGUCAAGUCCUUCCACAAGUAA
This is a messenger RNA of Truncatella angustata, 1035 nucleotides long. RefSeq names its product fructose-1,6-bisphosphatase class 1/Sedoheputulose-1,7-bisphosphatase. The coding region runs from base 1 to 1035 and encodes 344 amino acids. Gene Ontology annotation, cellular component: cytoplasm; cytosol. Gene Ontology annotation, molecular function: fructose 1,6-bisphosphate 1-phosphatase activity. Lineage: Eukaryota; Fungi; Ascomycota; Sordariomycetes; Amphisphaeriales; Sporocadaceae. The record is from RefSeq and is a predicted model, not a curated record. The transcript has 3 exons. Gene Ontology annotation, biological process: fructose 6-phosphate metabolic process; gluconeogenesis; sucrose biosynthetic process.